AUGCUCCAUGAGUAUACAGAGGCAAACCAAACUCCAACGCUGCAGUCUCUCCCUCCUCAAUGUUCUCAGCCUAGAUGGGAGCCUCCGCCUCCACCGCUCAUCAAAAUUAACUUUGACGGUGCGCUAUUCAAAGAUACAGAGGAAGCAGGACUGGGAGUUGCCGUACGUGAUUCUCAUGGAAAUAUUCUCGCAUCCCUAGCAGAAAAGAUUAGGAUGCCAUCAUCGUCCGACGAAGUUGAAGCUCUUGCAGCGGUUCGAGCUAUCACCCUUGCUAUGGACCUCAAUCUACCAUCUUUUAUUGUCGAGGGAGACUCCGAGGUGGUUAUUUCAGCCUUAAGGAAAAAAGAAGACUCUUUUUCUUCUUUUGGCCAUUUGAUUUCUUCCGUCAAGCAAAUUUUAGUUAACUGUAACUGCAUUUCUUUUUCUCAUACCCGUAGAUCGGGGAACUCAGUUGCUCAUUCUUUAGCCAAAUUCGCAAAAACUAUUGAUGGUGUACUAGUGUGGAUGGAGGAUGUUCCACCACCUAUUUUGGAUGUUCUUUUAGUCGACUUUGGCUGA
Messenger RNA from Quercus robur (English oak), 558 nucleotides. RefSeq lists its product as uncharacterized. The transcript has a single exon. The coding region runs from base 1 to 558 and encodes 185 amino acids. NCBI's taxonomy places the organism in Eukaryota, Viridiplantae, Streptophyta, Magnoliopsida, Fagales, Fagaceae. The record is from RefSeq and is a predicted model, not a curated record. Gene Ontology annotation, molecular function: RNA-DNA hybrid ribonuclease activity; nucleic acid binding.